Molecule: messenger RNA, 1965 nt
Organism: Condylostylus longicornis
Lineage: Eukaryota; Metazoa; Arthropoda; Insecta; Diptera; Dolichopodidae
Gene: CCT5
Product: T-complex protein 1 subunit epsilon
Exons: 4
Coding region: 157-1785 (542 amino acids)
Biological process (GO): protein folding
Cellular component (GO): chaperonin-containing T-complex
Molecular function (GO): ATP-dependent protein folding chaperone; ATP hydrolysis activity; ATP binding
Source: RefSeq, a predicted model, not a curated record
CCAAAUUAUAUACAUAUCGAAGUGUAUGUAUAUUACAUAUGUGCAUUAAGUUUUUUACUUACUCCAUCGCAAAAUUAAAAUCAAGUAAUCGAACUGUGUCGUAAAUUGUUAUCCUUAUUUAUCCAGUAAUCCUAAGAAGUUGCAAAAUAAAGAAUAAUGACACAAUUUCCUGGAACCAUCGCUUUUGAUGAAUAUGGCCGGCCUUUUAUUAUUUUGCGUGACCAGGAGAAACAAAAGAGAAUUACAGGGACAGAUGCUAUUAAGAGCCAUAUAUUAGCUGCGAAACAAAUUGCUCAAACAUUAAAAACAUCUUUGGGCCCAAAGGGUUUGGAUAAAAUGAUGGUGAGUGCUGAUGGGGAAGUAUCUGUAACUAACGAUGGUGCCACAAUAAUGAAAUUGAUGGAUGUUGAUCACGAAAUUGGUAAACUAAUGGUACAAUUAAGCCAAUCUCAGGAUGAUGAAAUAGGCGAUGGAACAACCGGCGUUGUUGUAUUGGCUGGAGCACUAUUAGAACAAGCUGAAGCUUUGAUUGAUAGAGGAAUUCAUCCUAUUCGCAUAGCUGACGGAUUUGAAUUAGCUGCACAGUGUGCUGUAAAACAUUUGGAUUCAAUAUCUGAACCGUUUCCUGUUGAUAUCAAUAAUAAAGAACCGUUAAUUCAAAUUGCAAUGACUACUCUUGGAAGUAAAAUUGUGAAUAAAUGUCAUCGUCAAAUGGCAGAAAUUGCUGUUGACGCUGUUUUAACUGUUGCUGAUUUCGAAAAAAAAGAUGUCAAUUUCGAAUUGAUUAAAAUUGAAACUAAAGUCGGUGGUCGUAUGGAAGAUUCAUGCUUGGUAAAAGGUGUAGUUAUAGAUAAAACUAUGAGUCAUUCUCAAAUGCCAAAAGUAUUAGAAGAUGUUAAAAUAGCUAUAUUAACAUGCCCAUUUGAACCACCAAAACCUAAAACUAAGCAUAAGUUAGACGUUACAUCCGCUGAAGAUUAUAAAGCUUUGAGAGAGUAUGAGCAGGAAAAAUUUACUGAAAUGGUAAAGCAAGUAAAAGAUGCUGGAGCAAAUUUAGUAAUUUGUCAAUGGGGUUUCGAUGACGAAGCUAACCACUUACUUUUAAAUCAUCAAUUACCCGCCGUCCGCUGGGUUGGUGGCCCUGAAAUUGAACUAAUAGCUAUUGCAACUGGAGGAAGAAUUGUUCCUAGAUUUGAAGAACUUUCUGCUGCAAAACUAGGACAUGCUGGACUUGUUCGCGAACUAUCUUUUGGUACAUCACGUGACAAUAUGCUGGUUGUUGAAAAAUGUCAAAAUUCAAAGGCAGUAACUAUAUUACUUCGAGGAGGUAAUUUAAUGAUAACACAUGAGGCGAAGCGUUCUAUUCACGAUGCAUUGUGUAUUGUUAGAUCCUUGAUAAGGGAUUCUCGUGUUGUAUAUGGUGGAGGUGCUGCUGAAAUUAGUUGUUCUUUAGCUGUCGCUAAAGAAGCCGAUCAACUUUCAACUUUAGAACAAUAUGCCUUCAGAUCAUUCAGCGUUGCUUUGGAAAAUAUUCCACUAGCUUUAGCUGAAAAUUCUGGACUUCAACCAAUUGAAACUUUAACUGAAUUAAGGGCACGCCAAGUUGGAGAAAAAAAUCCAUAUCUUGGAGUUGAUUGUAUGUUUUCUGGGAAUUCUGAUAUGAAACAAAAUCAUAUUAUAGAAUCACUGCAUUCCAAGAAACAACAAAUUGUAUUGGCAACACAAUUAGUAAAAAUGAUUUUAAAGAUUGACGAUGUAAGGAGUCAACAUGACGGAGAUAUGUAAUUAAUGCAACCAUUUUUGUGCAAAGAUGAUUUUGUGCUUCUGUUUUUCAAAUUUUAUAAUAAAAUUCAUUUUCUCAUUUUUUAAUUCACAUUUAAUAUGCAUAUUACUAAUUUACUUUCAUGUACUCAAUAAAAGGCAACCUAUUUAAUAAAAAAAAAAAGUUCUCUUUAAAACUUGAAA